This is a messenger RNA of Desarmillaria tabescens, 4895 nucleotides long. Its product is annotated as raptor N-terminal caspase like domain-containing protein. NCBI's taxonomy places the organism in Eukaryota, Fungi, Basidiomycota, Agaricomycetes, Agaricales, Physalacriaceae. The record is from RefSeq and is a predicted model, not a curated record. Bases 97 to 4707 code for a protein of 1536 amino acids. Gene Ontology annotation, biological process: cellular response to amino acid stimulus; positive regulation of protein serine/threonine kinase activity; cellular response to starvation. Gene Ontology annotation, cellular component: cytoplasm; TORC1 complex. Gene Ontology annotation, molecular function: protein-macromolecule adaptor activity; protein binding. The transcript has 10 exons.
CCGCCCAGUGGGGCCUCCAUUGUAUUAAUCGGUCCGACUCCAAGCGCCGGCGCUCCUUUGCUGACUUGGAAGCGUUCUGCUAAGAUUUGCAGAACGAUGCACGACCACGUACCUUCGAGGCCGCCACCAAAAUUCCACACCGGCCUCAAUUCGGACUCGGAGAGCGAAACAGAUUCGAGUAGGAAGCAGUCUCAUUCAAGGACGAGGACAGAAAAUCAUCUUUCUCAUCGCGGGGCGUCGCUCGAAACGUCCGUGGAUGCAGCCGCCCCUCCGAUUCCGUACUGGUCAGCAAAACGGCAUCUAACAUGUGGCAAUCCUACCCCUCAGCCUCCGUGGUCCGCUCAGCUCACUCCCUGGCGCAAUUCUGCCCUAGGAAAGCUCAAAACGGCCAAUGCAGCAUUGAUUCUCUGCCUCAACAUCGAUGUCGACCCACCCGACGUUGUCAAGACUCAGCCCUGUGCUGCUUUGGAAUGUUGGGUCGACCCUAGGCUCCUUCCCUCGAACCGUGCAGUCGAGGCUAUUGGCGCAAAUCUGAAGUCCCAGUAUGAAGGUCUCAGUCUCAAGAUCCAGUAUAAACCAAUACUCGACCCUUCGCAGGAAGACAUCCGGAAAUGUUGUCAACAGCUCCGCCGACAGGCCAAGGAUGACGCCGUGUUAUUUCAUUAUAAUGGACACGGAGUUCCCAAGCCUACAUCCAGCGGAGAGUUGUGGUGUUUCAACCGGAACUACACUCAGUACAUUCCGGUGUCUCUUCAGGACAUACAAAAUUGGCUGGGAUCUCCUGGCGUGUAUAUAUGGGACUGCUCUGCUGCGGGCCAUCUUCUGCAGAAUUUCAACACGUUCGCGGAGCGCCGCGACAGCGAUGCAACUAUGUCACAUGGUGGCUACGCGCCGGAACGUACACCAUACUUGCAGUCGAUACAGCUAGCUGCGUGUGCCGCGAAUGAGCAAUUACCCUCGUGCCCAGAGCUACCUGCCGAUGUUUUUACGUCAUGCCUUACCUCUCCCAUUGACAUGGCGCUUCGAUAUUUUGUCCUUAACCAAAAGUUACCAGAUGGCGUCGAGCAAGAUAUGAUCAUGCAGCUUCCAGGUGAUCUUAAAGAUCGUCGUACCCCUUUGGGAGAAUUGAACUGGAUCUUCAUCGCCAUCACCGAUACCAUUGCAUGGACUUCGUUUUCCCGAGAGACAUUCUCACGAUUAUAUCGGUGUGACCUCCUGGUUGCAUCACUUUUCCGCAACUUCCUGCUCGCAGAGCGUAUCCUGAAGAAUUACGGCUGCACUCCACAUACAUACCCUCCCCUUCCCGCCACUAAUACACAUCCUCUGUGGGCAACGUGGGACCUAGCUGUGGACGCAUGUCUGCGACAGCUCCCUGAUCUUCUUCGUAAUAAAGCGCCCGCGAAAGCUAAGAAUUCCGCGACAGGACAGCCACCAGCGCCUACGACAGUGAUCACAGAUGAGAACGAAGUCUUACCUGGUCGCAUUGGGAGUCUCCGCCAUGUGACUAAAGACGAAGACGCUUCGCAGAUCCCACCAUAUACCUAUAUCCCUAGUCGGUUCUUUGCAGACCAGCUCACUGCAUUUGAAGUAUGGAUAUCUCGAGGUGGUUCUGCCCUGACGAGACGUGGUCCUAUGUCCAUGCCAAUCUCAAAAGAGAAGGGACUAGAGGAGAACGGAACCACUGUUGACGGUGUAACCGAGGACAAACUUGUUCCUCGGAAACCGCCAGAUCAGCUGCCCAUUGUUCUCCAAGUCCUGCUUUCCCAGCCACAUCGCCUACGCGCACUUAUUCUUCUCUCUCAAUUCGUAGAUUUGGGACCAUGGGCUGUUAACAUGGUCCUUUCUAUCGGCAUAUUCCCCUACAUGGCGAAGCUUCUGCAGGCUGCCGGGCAGGACCUCCGUCCGGUGCUCAUCUUCAUAUGGACCCGCAUUCUGGCUGUUGAUCCAUCCGUACAAGUCGACUUAUAUAACAACGCCCAAGGAUACCGUUAUUUCUCCAAAAUUCUUGCGAUGCCUGAUGACGGCGUUCUGCCAAACUCAUCCGAGCACCAGGCGAUGGUUUGCUUCAUUCUCGCAUCCCUUUCCCGCGACUUUCCCAAUGGACAAUCUGCAUGCUGGGAUGAACGAGUCUUUGAUGCUUGUCUUAACAAGCUGGAUGAUCCUGAUUUUUUGCUCCGCCAAUGGGCUGCCCUAUGUAUUGCCCAACUUUGGGAUUCAAAUGACAAGGGUAGAAGGGACGCUAUACAACGUACGACCACCGAUAAGCUCAAUAAUAUGCUUAAUGACGAGUCUGUGGAAGUACGUUGUGCUGUGCUCUACGCCAUGCAGACAUUCAUGGGAGCCAGUGGCUCGUUAGAUCCAAAUAAGAGAGGAGGCGGAGGCACCGGAAAUUUGAUGGGAUUGUUUGAAAUGGAGGAAAACUUCCACAUGCGUCUAGAGGUCUCUUUGGUCAUGGGCGCCACUUUCAUCAUCAAGGAUGAUGCAAGUCCCAUGGCACGGAAGGAGCUUUUGGUCUUGAUUAGCUGUCUGGUAAGGGAAUGGAGAGGUCACUUUGUUGUCUGUGCGUGGUUGUACUGGGAACAGGACCAACGCUGGCGCACGAAGGGCCCUGGUCCCUAUUCACCGAUUGACGACAUCAGCGGGCAGGCAAUCGAAGAAUGGAUAGAAAGUUUCGAUUUUGCCAGCCAAGAAGAUAAUCGAGUCAUCUUGUCAUCUUUCUUCACAAUCUUUGUUGUUCUCCUCGACCUUUCGGAGGACCCUUAUUCUGAGGUUGCUGCUAAUGCCCAGACGGUCGUGGACUAUAUCAUGGCUCUUCUUUUGGAUUCACCGUUCAGUCAGCAUGAUGCGACUAGUCUCAGACGGCAACCCGCUGUAUCUCCCGACUACCGACCACCAGUCAUUGAGACUGUACCUCGAUCAAGAGUACCUUCCAGUCAUUCUCCUCUCGCGUCCACCCCGCCAUCUCCAAAACCACCUCGUCCAGCGUUCCCUCGUACUGAUACGAUGUCCUCGAUGACUACGUCUGUAUCGAACACCCUCCGGCGUACGUCCUCCUUUGCUAACGCUCUGAAGACCUUCGCGAACGGUGUCACUUUUCCUUCUCUGGAAGAUGGGCAUUCUGCACUGUUUGGAUCAUCGCGUUCAGACUUUGACAUAUCCCGACCACCCUCCCCUAACCUGAACCUAGCGCGGUACACACCGCCUUACUAUCGCACGUCGCUACCCAUCUAUCAUCAAAACGGACAUCCAUCUUCACCAUCAUCUCAACAACCGUCUGUACUGGACUACACUCCAAAAGAUGUCAUGGAGGCGCUGAUGCUAGAGGAUAUGGAGCGAUUGAGAACGCGACAUAGAAAACACCGACGUGGCGGUGGUUCCAUGCCCAGCCCAAGUAAUAGUACCUUUUCUACUGAAUCUUCGGCCAGCAGUUUGAUGUUGGGGCUGGGAACAGGUAUGGGACUACGGGACGUGCUUCCGCUGAAGAGCACGUACUUUGAUUGGUGCACGGAGUACUUUACGGAACCACAAAUGAGGCAAACGGAAGCGGAUGAACCAGGCAGUAUACAAUACAAUCAUCAAGUCUGGAGACAACGGCGAAACGAGAAGGUUGAGGUUGAGACCCGUUCUCAAGCAGAAGUAGCGCCAUGUCACCGAUGGGACAGACCAGUAGCAACGUUACAAUCCAUUGGACACCCGAUGACCAUGGCAUUCCAUUCUUAUGACCAACAUCUUGUAGUCGCCAACGACCACGAUAUUGUCGCAGUUUGGGACUGGUCGCAGAAAAAGAAAUUGAAUCAGUUCUGCAACGGUAAUCCCAGAGGAACUUCGAUUACUUCUAUGCAUAUCAUUAACCAGGAUGUUGGCGGUAUCAUAAUGACCGGGUCCGAUGACGGUAUUGUGCGACUCUUUCGCAAUUAUGAUCCUACCCUAGAACAAGGACCCAUACAGCUGGUCAGUGCGUUCCGCGGCCUGCAAGAGGUAAUAUCCAUCAAACGCGGGUCUGGCCUUGUCAUGGAUUGGAAAGCCGCUAACGGAACUCUGCUUAUUGGCGGAGAUUCCCGCAUCAUCAAAAGCUGGGAUGCUCAGACAGAGUCUCAGGGAAUGGACAUCUUGACCGAUUCCGAAAGUCCGGUUACAGCUAUUGCCUCGGAUCGCCAUGGUUACUCUGAAGUCUUUGCUGUCAGUUUUGCCAAUGGUGCUGUAAAGCUUUUCGAUGCCCGAAUCGAUGACGAGGAGCCUGUGAUCAUGACAUUCCCCGGCCACACGACAUGGGUUCAGAAUAUUUGUCCGCAUCCGGCAUCGGGCUUUCAAUUCCUGUCCGCUGGCGUGGACGGUGUUGUCAAGCUUUGGGAUCUCCGAAAUGAAAGGCAGGCCGCCGAAACAUGGGAUCUGAACUCAAGGGGACUAUCCACCUUCGAUGUCCAUCGCACUACUGAAGUUUUCGCUGGAUCUUCCGCUAUAACGCCUCACCAAUGGAAGGAGCAGAAGAUAACGGUGCAAUCUAUCAAAGGACAGAUGCCGCCUUCCAGCGUUUCGGUUCCUACUGGGCACGUUCUUCAACCGCCUCGCGUCCCGGCGUCGCCCUUUUCGCACCGACUGACGUCUUUGGUGUUCCACCCUACGGAAAUGUUGUACGGUGUUGGAGAACCCGAUGGUACCGUCCGAAUCCUGGGGUGCAAUUUAACGUCGGACCCGUCCUCCAACUGAUCGGGAACCGCAUUUGGUGGAAUAUAUCUACGUUUAUCGUCUCGUAAAAUUAUUCUUGCUUUGCUUUCACGCAUAAUACUGUAUAGUAGAAUCUGUCGCAAUAAUGUAUUCGCUUAGCUGUGAUAUUGUACCAGUAGAAAAUGUAAUGUACAUGUCUUGUCCAAGCCUAGGGCUAGACAGAUCGGAGG